Messenger RNA from Contarinia nasturtii (swede midge), 1691 nucleotides. RefSeq names its product carboxypeptidase Q-like. The record is from RefSeq and is a predicted model, not a curated record. Gene Ontology annotation, biological process: proteolysis; peptide catabolic process. Bases 62 to 1579 code for a protein of 505 amino acids. The transcript has 2 exons. NCBI's taxonomy places the organism in Eukaryota, Metazoa, Arthropoda, Insecta, Diptera, Cecidomyiidae. Gene Ontology annotation, molecular function: metallodipeptidase activity.
AUUUGCUGCAUUCAGUAUAAUAGUUUAAUUUGUGAAGUGUACAUCUUAUAUUUUCCAAAAAAUGUUAAAAAAUCGAUAUUUCUAUGCCAUAUUGGCAUUGGUUCUGGUUGUCUUGGGAGUCGUAAUUAUAUUUAAAUUCACAAGUGUGAGCAAUGAGAUUCAUGCAAAUGAAGUGCUUGGCACAACAGCAGAGGUGAAUUCAAAUAUAGCUGAUAAUGUUAAAGAUCAAUGCGCCAGCUUAACACAGGAACUCAUUGAUGAAAUCAAAGCAUAUCAACCACUUGUACAUGAAAUCGCAAACGCCAUCGUCGCUGGAAAAUAUUCGGGGGAUACAUGGAAUGCAUUGGCUGAAAUGACGGACAAAUUUGGUGGUCGAAUGUCGGGAUCAAAGAGUUUGGAAAAUGCAAUUGAUUACAUGGUUGAUGAAAUGAAGAAAGCUGGAUUAGACAAUGUUCAUACGGAGAAUGCUACUGUGCCUCACUGGGAACGAGGUUAUGAAAAUUGUCAAAUGUUAACACCGAGAUGGACAAAAAUUAAUAUCAUUGGAUUGGGUAGUUCUGUCGGUACUAUAAGAGGCGGUUUGUUUGCUGAUGUUGUUGUUGUCGAGAGUUUUGAAGAAUUUGAUAAAUUGACCGAGGCGACUGUACGUGGAAAAAUUGUACUAUUCGUGCCAGAGUGGCAGGGAUAUUCCAAAACUAUGCAGUAUCGUUCACAAGCAGCCUCAGUUGCAUCGAAAAAAGGAGCUGUGGCAGCUUUGGUUCGAUCUAUUACACCAUAUUCAAUUGCAUCAUUACACACUGGCUCGCAAAAAUAUUCAAAUGACGUUAAAAAUAAAAUUCCAGUGGCAGCAGUUACCGUUGAAGAUGCAUACAUGAUGCUUCGAAUGUAUCGUAGAGGUCAAAAAAUAACCUUGCAUCUGGAAAUGGAUGACACAAAUCUGGAAGAUUUUGUGUCACGCAAUACAAUUGCGGAAUUAGCUGGCGAGAGAAAAGCUCCAGUUGUAGUUGUUUCGGGGCAUUUGGAUAGCUGGGACGUAGGUGUUGGUGCCAUGGAUGACGGUGGCGGUGCAUUUAUCGCAUGGAAAGCAUUACACUUAUUGAAACGGCUCAAUUUGAAACCAAAAAGAACAAUUCGUGCAAUUCUAUGGACUGCUGAGGAGCAAGGUCUUCAUGGCGCCAAAGCAUAUGAACGAGAACAUAAGCCACAUGAAAGAGAAGAAUUUAAUUUUUUCAUUGAAAGUGAUGUAGGCACAUUCACGCCACUUGGUCUACAGUUCAAAGGCAAUAAAGAGGCUGAGUGCAUUUUCAAGGAAGUUUUAAAACUGAUGUCGCCAUUGAAUGCAACCGAAUUUGAUACAGAAUUUAUGGGUCCAGAUAUUAGUCUAUGGGUCAAUCGUGGAUUCCCAGGUGCAAGUCUUUUUAACAAAAAUGAAAAAUAUUUUUACUAUCAUCAUUCGGUCGGUGACAGUAUGCUCGUCGAAAAUCCAGAUGAUCUUGAUAAAAACACUGCCUUGUUUGCUGCCGCCGCUUAUGUUAUAGCCGAUUUAAGUGUUGAUAUGCCAAAAGAUAUCAAAGAUUAAAUUUUUAAUAAUAAAAUAAGACAUAUGAAUGACAAUAUUUUUAAUUCUUUCAAGAUGUAGAUUAACUCAAAGAUUAAACAAAAUGUUGACACAGUUAUCAGUUUGAAACAAA